AUCUACGUCUGAUUAACAACUGCAACCGUCGAACCCGCGUUACUGCUCCAAGGGCGGAUAGAAGAAAGAGUACCGGCUUCCAAUUCGGUUAAGCUUUUAACCAAAGGCACCGGUCCUUACAAAGGUUUUUGCAUACAUUACUGCUGAAUUAAAGACUUAGCAAGGAAGCCCCGAAAGGCCUUUCUUUGGCUGGGUUAGCUGCGACUUGCGUGCGACAUCCAGACGAUGGAGCAAGAUCAAGGCGAUGAAGCCCAGAAGGCUCUUAAUGUGCAGCUUGCUAGGUCUCAAACUGAUUAUAAACGCCAGGCGAAGGGCAGAUACGCAUUCUGGGAGACCCAGCCUGUGACUCAGUUUGUUGAAAACGGAGAGGCUGCGGAGGGCCCGAUCGACGCGCCAAAGACAAUCCAGGAUGUGCGACAGGAGCCGUACACAUUGCCGGACAGCUUCGAGUGGUGCGUGUGCGACCUGAACGACGACGCAGUGGCGCAUGAGGUGUAUGAGCUGCUGAGCAACAACUACGUGGAGGACGAUGACAACAUGUUCCGGUUCAACUACUCUGCCGGCUUCCUCAAGUACUGCCUGCUGUGCCCGGGCCACCGGCUGGAGUGGCUGGUGGGGGUGCGCGUGCGCGCCUCGCACAAGCUGGUGGGCUUCAUUUCCGGGGUGCCGGCGCACAUCCGCGCCAACAGCCAGACGGUGCCCAUGGUGGAGAUCAACUUCCUGUGUGUGCACAAGAAGCUGCGGUCAAAGCGUCUGGCGCCCGUCCUCAUCAAGGAGAUCACGCGGCGUGUAAACCUCUGCGGCAUCUGGCAGGCGGCCUACACCGCGGGUGUGCUGCUGCCCAAGCCGGUUGCUACAUGCCGCUACUACCACCGCUCGCUCAACCCACGCAAGCUCAUCGACGUUGGUUUCUCGCGCCUUGCUCCGCGCAUGACCAUGGCACGCACCAUGAAGCUUUACAAGCUGCCUGACACGCCCGCCACUCCCGGACUGCGCGAGAUCCGGGCCUCAGACGCGGAACAGGUUGCCGAGCUGCUCAACACGCACCUGCAGCGGUACAAGGUGACGCAGGUGUUCACGCCAGAGGAGGUGGCGCACUGGUUCCAAAACGUGGACAACGUGAUCAACGCCUAUGUGGUGGAGUCGCCCGACAGCCCCGGCCGCGUGACCGAUCUCGUCUCCUUCUACACGCUGCCCUCCUCCAUCCUGGGCCACCCGCAGCACACGGAGCUCAAGGCCGCCUACCUCUACUACAACGUCUCCACCGUAACGCCGCUGAAGCAGCUGGUGUCGGACGCCAUGGUGCUGGCGGCAGCCCGCGGGUACGACGUGUUCAAUGCGCUGGACCUCAUGCAGAACAGCACCUUCCUGAAGGACCUGAAGUUUGGGCAGGGCGACGGGCAGCUGCACUACUACCUGUACAACUGGCGCAUGGCGGGCGGGCACUCCAUUGCGCCGCAGGACGUGGGGCUGGUGCUGAUGUAGGGCGGGGUAGUUGUGAGAGGGAGCUGGUGUGUGGUGCGGGAGCUGGUGCUGAUGGGGGAAGGGUUGGGGGUUGGGUUUGGGUCCUUUGGGGGUCGAAGCUGGUUACAAGGGCUGAAUGUGCGGGAAAAUGAGAAAGAAAUACCACGCUUAGGACAGGAGCAGCAUACGGGCGUGGGAUCAGGGAGGUCGGAGGGCUGCCGUCCGGUUGCAUGAAGGGUUGCGAAUGGAGGGUUCUGUACCUUUCGGCUGCAAUCGCCGGUGCUUUGGCACCUGCUCUUGCGCUUGAGGAGUAGCACGGCUAUGAUGCAGAGAUGGCUGGUGGGGAAUCAUUGUACAUUUACCCUUACGCGACGGCAGCUGCAAUAAGGCCUUGGAUGUGCUCUUCGGCUUUGAUGUCCUAUUGCUUAGUUUGUGGCCAAGGCCAUUGUGGAAGUUACCACCGGGUACAGCAUUGGUACUGAGCCGUGCCCCGACGUGUUCAUCUGGGAUCUGGGAGGCAGGGGCAAAUCAACAAUUACGGUUAUGCCUUGCGUAUCCCACCACUGUUUAGUUGGUGCUCUGACAAUGCAUUCCACGCGAAGGAAUGGGUAGUUAAUGGCUUGAUGUGUUUGGAGGCGAUUGCCCAACCACGCUGCGGGUGUCUCUGGAGGCCCAUAACAAUCCAUCACUCACAACAAAUCCUGUAUGUACCGGAACCGACCUUU
Astrephomene gubernaculifera is the source of this 2189-nucleotide messenger RNA. Lineage: Eukaryota; Viridiplantae; Chlorophyta; Chlorophyceae; Chlamydomonadales; Astrephomenaceae. The record is from the annotation of a GenBank genome assembly.